GCCCGGUGGGGCCGCGCGCGCAGGCGCAGUGGGUGGACGGCCGCGUGGGGGAAGGCGGCGCUCGUCCCGGGGGGCUCGCGGCGGGAUAUUCCAGGGCGGCGAGAGCGCAGGACUUGCCAUCUGGGACCCCAUGGCCGUCUUUUCCGGGCCCUUGGGCCUCUUCACCCAGGCAGGCCGGGCGCUCAGCCAGCGCUCCUUCAGCACCACCGGGAGCCUCGGUGCCAUUCAGAAGAUGACGCGGGUGCGCGUGGUGGACAACAGUGCCCUGGGGAACACCCCCUACCACCGCCCUCCUCGGUGCAUCCACGUCUACAACAAGAGCGGGGUGGGCAAGGUGGGCGACCGCAUCCUCCUGGCCAUCAGGGGGCAGAAGAAGAAGGCGCUCAUCGUCGGACAUCGCAUGCCCGGCCCCCGGAUGACCCCCAGGUUCGACUCCAACAACGUGGUCCUCAUUGAGGACAACGGGAACCCCGUGGGCACGCGGAUUAAGAUCCCCAUCCCCGCCGGCCUGCGCCGGCGGGAGGGCGAGUACUCCAAGGUGCUGGCCAUCGCUCAGAACUUGGUGUGAGCGGCACCCAGGCCUCCCCAGCUGCGGGACCCGGGCCUGAACACGUCCCCGCGGGGACCGCACGGCUGCUCCCUUCCCACGGGGGAUAGUGUCCAUGACAGAAUAAACAUUUCCAUGUAGGUUUUCUUCC
Messenger RNA from Perognathus longimembris pacificus (Pacific pocket mouse), 698 nucleotides. It is a transcript of the gene Mrpl14, whose product is annotated as mitochondrial ribosomal protein L14. The transcript is spliced from 3 exons. Gene Ontology annotation, biological process: translation. Gene Ontology annotation, cellular component: mitochondrion; ribosome. Gene Ontology annotation, molecular function: structural constituent of ribosome. The record is from RefSeq and is a predicted model, not a curated record. NCBI's taxonomy places the organism in Eukaryota, Metazoa, Chordata, Mammalia, Rodentia, Heteromyidae. Bases 131 to 568 code for a protein of 145 amino acids.